Messenger RNA from Acomys russatus (golden spiny mouse), 1765 nucleotides. It is a transcript of the gene Macrod2, whose product is annotated as mono-ADP ribosylhydrolase 2. The transcript has 19 exons. Bases 230 to 1609 code for a protein of 459 amino acids. The record is from RefSeq and is a predicted model, not a curated record. Gene Ontology annotation, cellular component: nucleoplasm. Lineage: Eukaryota; Metazoa; Chordata; Mammalia; Rodentia; Muridae. Gene Ontology annotation, molecular function: ADP-ribosylglutamate-[protein] hydrolase activity. Gene Ontology annotation, biological process: purine nucleoside metabolic process; peptidyl-glutamate ADP-deribosylation; DNA damage response.
CCUAGUUGACAGGCUCUGAGGUGCUGCUGUGGCGCCGGCCGCGGGGCAGAGCGGGCGGGCUGAGGGAGGAGGGCGGCGACUGGGCGAGUGGCUAGCGGCUCGGGGCUAAAAGAGCCUUUGCACUUUUCCCUCCCGAGUGCCCCCUCCAUCCCCCCAACCACUCCACACACCCUGUUUGCCCGUGAGCCUGGGGAACUUGCAGCUUAAAGCCAGCCACCCCCACGGCAGCAUGUACCCCAGCAACAAGAAGAAAAAGGUGUGGAGAGAGGAGAAAGAACGUUUGCUGAAGAUGACCUUAGAGGAGAGACGCAAAGAAUACCUAAGAGACUAUGUUCCUCUGAGCACCAUCCUGUCCUGGAAGGAGGAGAUGAAGAGCAAGGGCCAAAAUGAUGAAGAAAAUACUCAGGAAACACCACAGAUGAAGAAAAGCUUGAGUGAAAAGGUUUCCCUCUACAGAGGUGACAUCACGUUGCUAGAGGUAGAUGCAAUAGUCAAUGCGGCAAAUGCCAGUCUUCUCGGAGGAGGUGGUGUGGAUGGCUGUAUUCACAGAGCCGCUGGCCCCUGCUUGUUAGCUGAGUGUCGGAACCUGAAUGGCUGUGAGACUGGGCACGCAAAAAUCACAUGCGGCUAUGACCUCCCUGCAAAGUAUGUCAUCCAUACUGUAGGACCCAUAGCCAGAGGUCACAUUAAUGGUUCCCACAAGGAAGACCUUGCUAAUUGCUAUCAAUCAUCUUUGAAGCUGGUGAAAGAACAUAACCUCCGAUCAGUUGCAUUUCCCUGCAUUUCAACAGGCAUUUAUGGUUUUCCCAAUGAGCCUGCUGCAGUCAUUGCCCUGGGUACGAUUAAGGAAUGGCUGGCCAAGAACCAUCAGGAGGUGGAUCGAAUCAUCUUCUGCGUCUUCCUAGAAGUUGACUUCAAAAUCUACAAAAAGAAAAUGAGCGAGUUCUUUCCUGUUGAUGAUAACAAUGAAGGAGCAGCAGAUGCUGACAUGAAAGAAGAUGCAGAAGGGCUAGAGCCUAAAGGCCUUUCUCCACCCCACAAGAAGAGUAAAGCGAAGAAACCAGAAAGUUCAAAAGACUCCAGUGAAGAUGAAAGUGGUCCAGAGGAAAAGCAAACUGCGGAAGAAAUGGAAGGGCAGAGCCAAGAAGCAGAUGGUGUCAACACCACGCCUGUGCCCAGCCCUGCUUCUGAAGACAAAGCUGAAGUCCAUAAAGACGAAGCAGAUUCUGCAAAGGAUGACAAUACUAUAAAAGACAGUGAUGUGGCCAAUUAUUCUGUGUGUGACCAAGAACUUCCCAAUGGUCAACAGAAGGACUCAACAAAGAAGGAAGGGAAAACUGAGCCAGAGUCCCCACGCUCACCUAUGGACACAGAAGACCUUUCACCAAAUCAAGAAGAUGCCACGAUUGUGGAGCAACCAGAAGUGAUUCCCCUGACAGAUGACCCAGAAGCGGGGGAAGGUGGAGAAGCUCCAGGUGAGGAUGCUGUGUUUGCAGAAAGCCAAGGUUCCAGCAACACAGAAGGCACUACAGCUCCUGAUGUGGAGAUGAACAGUGAGGUUGACGGUGUAGAUGAGCCAACAGAAAGUGUGCAAGAAGAGCUCCAAUAGGGCCACAAGAUGAAGCAAAGGAACAAAGAACUGAAGGGAAAUGACACCCUCAGCAUUGCAAGGCCUGGCCCUGGGGGACUUGGGAAGAUGAUAGUGUGUGCUGUGGAAGAGGGUGGGGGAGGGGGGAAGGCAAGUUCACAGAAGAAAAGGGGUCCU